UUGUUAGUUUGCUUCUGACUAAACUUUGAAAUGGACAAGGUUGCGCUAAUAAUUGCUGUGAUACUUUUGCUGGGCAAUAGCUGCAGCUGUAGUCCGGAUAUCUCGCAUCCGGACUCUCGAAUCGUUGGUGGUGAUGAUUCGUCGGUGUUGUCUUUACGCUACCAGGUCUCUAUACAUCGACGCAAUGGCGUUAAGAGUGCCUAUGCUCACACCUGUGGUGGAUCUCUCUUGGAUGGGAGCACCGUGCUGACAGCGGCUCAUUGUGUCUACAAUCGGCAUGAGGAGAAUUUCAUGGUUGUCGCUGGAACUGAUCUGCACUCUGGCAUGGAUGGUGGUGUCGUGUCACGCGUGACGAAACUAUUGCCACAUGAACUGUACAAUGCAACGAUUACGGAUAAUGAUAUUGCAUUGAUCUUUGUCUCGCCACCGUUUCCAAUGAACACCAAUCGCAGGAUCGGCACAAUUGAGGUGGCCAAAGAGUUGCCGUCUGUGGGCACUCUGGCCACCGUGUCCGGUUGGGGAUUUACCAAAGAGGAUGGUUUGCCAUCGGCACGAUUGCAACAGGUGCAAGUACCGGUGGUGGACAGCAAGGAUUGCCAAGCUGCCUACGACUGGCGGCCGAUCACGGAUGCAAUGCUCUGCGCUGCCGCUCCAGGUGGGGGAAAGGAGGCCUGCAACGGUGAUGCGGGUGGAGCGCUUGUCGUUAACAACCAGGUCGUUGGCGUUGUCUCCUGGGCCGAGGGGUGUGCCCGUGAAGCUUAUCCCGGUGUCUAUGCCUCAGCGAGCCAUUUCCACAGCUGGAUUGCCGAGCAGCGAGCGGCUUACGCCAAAAUGGAAACUGUUCAACGCACAGUGGCACAAAACUAAAAUAGUGUUAAUCAGCUAAUUAUCGAUUGCUGUUAUCGAUAUCGAUAUACAUAAUUUAACUCAACGUUUGGCUGUAAGAAUCGUUCAAGAAUUUCUUAUAAAUAUAUUUCCGUUUCUUAAUAAAUUAUUAACAAUG
Messenger RNA from Drosophila grimshawi, 1003 nucleotides. Its product is annotated as trypsin eta. The record is from RefSeq and is a predicted model, not a curated record. Lineage: Eukaryota; Metazoa; Arthropoda; Insecta; Diptera; Drosophilidae. The coding region runs from base 31 to 867 and encodes 278 amino acids. The transcript has a single exon. Gene Ontology annotation, biological process: proteolysis. Gene Ontology annotation, molecular function: serine-type endopeptidase activity.